CUUCAAGAAUCAUUCCAGAUGACUCUUCUUGGGCUUUCGAUGCCGGCGAGGAGGCUUCGUAAGAAUAUGCUCCCUCUUGAAGUUUAAGACUCACUAACAGGCUCCAGAGUCGGUGGGAUGUUCAGCUCAACCAACAAUAUUACCACUAUAGGUCGAAGCAUCAGCUCCACCCUCACAAAGCCAGCCAUUACUCGCCGCUAGAUGAAGCCCCGCGGCUUUGUUGCAAACCCUUUCACAGCCGUCGGUGCCCCUUGGGAAAUUAUCCGCCUCCAAAGCUCCCCCAACAACCGUAUGGUGGACCUGCACACCAAAUCCGGUGAUUUGCCUGGAUAUUCUUCCCAAUUUGUUCUCAUCCCUGACUGGGGCAUCGGUUUCUCUAUUCUCUCUGCUGAAGCAAAUCCAACCACCUACAACGUAUUACUUGCUGAUCUGAUUACGGACACGCUCUUACCCUCCACCGAGACUGCAGUGAGAGAGGAAGCUGAUCUGCUUUACGCUGGUACGGUACAUACACCAGCCCAGAGAAGAGCUUAAAUUCAAGCAUAACAACCAGCAGGAUUUCAUCGUAGCAAGUAGGUUUGAUGAGCUCUAUGUUUGGAUUUCUGUUGAAGGAUUUGGCUGAAUGCUAAUAUGCAUAUAAUUAUCGUUCGCUGAAGCUCUUUGCU
Molecule: messenger RNA, 665 nt
Organism: Hyaloscypha bicolor E
Lineage: Eukaryota; Fungi; Ascomycota; Leotiomycetes; Helotiales; Hyaloscyphaceae
Exons: 1
Coding region: 202-534 (110 amino acids)
Source: RefSeq, a predicted model, not a curated record